Molecule: messenger RNA, 17388 nt
Organism: Oncorhynchus keta (chum salmon)
Lineage: Eukaryota; Metazoa; Chordata; Actinopteri; Salmoniformes; Salmonidae
Product: probable ATP-dependent RNA helicase ddx6
Exons: 14
Coding region: 1035-2507 (490 amino acids)
Biological process (GO): cytoplasmic stress granule assembly; P-body assembly
Cellular component (GO): cytoplasmic stress granule; P-body
Molecular function (GO): ATP binding; mRNA binding; RNA helicase activity
Source: RefSeq, a predicted model, not a curated record
AGGAUAAUAUUUAUGAAUAAUGAUAAGGAAACUUCUUUAAUUUUGUUAUCAACUAGGUAUGUGUGUGGCAACAUCCAAACUUUUUUCCAACAGAUAUGAUCAAUAAAUCCAUUCCAAUAAGGCAUGACAUAAGGUAUAGAUAGAUACAACAUCCUCCUGAAACAAGGUUCGUAUUGCUCUGUUGAAUGGACCAAAAGAGAAACAAAUCUUUCCUACUGAUGAGUCAACAGGGUCAACGGAAGGUGACACAGGCUUGAGCUGAAUACCGCCUGACUCGCACACAAAGCUACACACUUUGACAGAAGACCUGUGGUGUCAACAAGAGAGGGAGACCCAGCUGAAACAAACAGGACAGACAGAGGGGAUCGUAAAGCUGUUUUGCGAUUUGGACUACAAUUACCCUUUAUUUGAUUUUCAACAUCAGGAAACUACUUUCACAUGUGGAUGGACAUGUAUAUACACACAGAGUGGAAAACAAAUAUUGAACAAUAAGGACCAUAUGAUUUUGGAUAAAUAUUUGUACAAAGGUUUGAAAAACCAUUUACAAGGACAUCGAUGUUGCGCAAUUCAAAGGGACUCGACGCAAAGCAAGGAAAUGUUUAAUCAAAGAAAGAGAUUUAACUUUUGAACAAAGAUUAUAUUACUGAUACUACUCCCUCGGUUCAAAUUGUCUUAGCAGUUCUAUUGCAGGACUUAAACUCCUUGAUACUUGUUUACAUACCAUUUUUUAAAUUUUGUGUGCAGGUAUAAAAUAUUUAUGCAUUUGAAUGCAUAUAGCUCUUCAUUUGGAAGAGCUCUUGUGUUAAGACUUUUCAUACGUCAGUAAACUCUGUAGGGGACUAAACUGCAUGUGUGUGUAUAUGAAAGAACUACAAAUAUACUUAUGUUGUAAAAGCUUUGGACUAAAAAUAAUGGAGGAUAUUGUUGAAUGCUUUUUUUAGACAUCUACUUUUGAAGAGGCUUUUUAAGAAAAGGAAGAAAAAGCUAAGGGAGGGUAAGACGUAAAUCUUUGAGAGUAAAAACAAAGGAAAGACAUGGCAUCCGCAAGAACGGAGAACCUUGGCCCUAUCGGCAUGGGACUGAACAAGCAGAACGGGCAGCUCAGGGGGGUGCCUAAACCGGCCUCUCCUCAAUCAAGACCCCUCGUCCUGGGCUCUCUGUUAAGCAAGGCUGUAGGUGCACCCCAGAAAGCAGGUGCUUCCCUGGAGGGAACUGGCAUUAGAUUUGGAGAUGACUGGAAAAAGAGCCUACAGCUCCCUCCCAAAGACACUAGAGUCAGAACCUCUGAUGUAACAUCCACUAAGGGAAAUGAGUUUGAGGACUACUGUCUGAAACGGGAGCUCCUGAUGGGCAUUUUUGAGAUGGGCUGGGAGAAGCCCUCCCCUAUCCAGGAGGAGAGCAUUCCCAUAGCCUUGUCAGGACGAGACAUCCUGGCCCGAGCCAAGAAUGGAACAGGGAAGAGUGGGGCCUACCUCAUCCCCAUGCUGGAGAGAAUAGACCUGAAGAAGGAUUAUAUACAGGCUAUUGUGAUGGUGCCCACUCGUGAGCUGGCCCUGCAGGUGAGCCAGAUCAGUAUCCAGAUCAGCAAGCACCUGGGCGGAGUGAAAGUCAUGGCCACCACAGGUGGUACCAACCUGCGAGAUGACAUCAUGCGCCUGGACGAGACUGUGCAUGUGGUCAUAGCCACACCUGGCAGGAUCUUGGACUUGAUAAAGAAGGGCGUGGCCAAAGUGGAUAGAGUUCAGAUGAUGGUGAUGGAUGAGGCGGACAAGCUGCUGUCUCAGGACUUUGUGGUGCUCAUCGAGGAUAUCAUCAGCUUCCUGGGCAAGGGCCGUCAGAUCCUGCUGUACUCUGCCACCUUCCCCAUCAGCGUGCAAAAGUUCAUGGCCAAGCACCUGCAUAAGCCCUAUGAGAUCAACCUGAUGGAGGAGCUGACUCUGAAGGGCAUCACCCAGUACUACGCCUACGUCACUGAGAGACAAAAGGUCCACUGUCUCAACACACUCUUCUCCAGGUUGCAGAUCAAUCAGUCCAUCAUCUUCUGUAACUCCACCCAGAGAGUUGAGCUGCUGGCUAAGAAGAUCACCCAGCUGGGCUACUCCUGCUUCUACAUCCACGCCAAGAUGAUGCAGGAGUACAGAAAUCGUGUGUUCCACGACUUCAGAAAUGGACUCUGCAGAAAUCUUGUCUGCACUGAUCUCUUCACCAGAGGUAUUGACAUCCAGGCCGUCAAUGUCGUCAUCAACUUCGACUUCCCCAAGAAUGCUGAGACAUACCUGCAUCGCAUCGGACGAUCAGGGAGGUUUGGCCACCUGGGCCUGGCCAUCAACCUGAUCACCUCUGAAGACCGCUUCAAUCUGAAGUCCAUCGAGGACCAGUUGGUCACCGACAUCAAGCCUAUCCCUGGCAGCAUCGACAAGAGCCUGUACGUGGCAGAAUUCCACGCCACUAACCCCAAUUGCGAGGAGGGGCUGAAGGAGACUGGCCGUCAACAGGUGGAGCCCUAGAACUCCUCAACUGGACAACAGGAUGUACCCGGCUUUUGCACAACAUUCAGCUCUUGCAGCUCAGGCACCUCUUCAACUUAUCUUUUCUCAAUCUUCAGAACUUGGCACAUGGAUGUAUUUGUUUUUGCUGAUUUGUAUGUCCUGUUCUUGUUCCCCUUUUAUUUUAUUUUAUUUAAAAGAUGAUUGCAUUUUUUGGCUAAAAUAGUCUUAACCAUGUUGUUUUGCACCAAAGGUAACUUGCCAAAUGCACACUGAGUUAUCAGUCCUUUUUUGGCUUAAGACACAUAGGCUUAUGUUUUUUGGAUUGUAUCCUGGUAUUGCAAGGUAAUAAUCAGCUGAAAAACUUGAGAUAGUUGAGGAACAUUACCUUAAAAAGAAAAGUAAGAACCAUGUAAAAUAUUGAUCCAAGUUGUAUUGUUUCCUGCUGAAUACAUCAUCCACUUUUAUGGCUAGUAGGUUUGGGCAAUAUACUGUACACUGGGAUAUUAUAUUUCGAAAUAGUGACUGAUUUUCAAAACUGUUUCAACUAUGUUUUUGGGGGGGAUUGGGGGCACCUGGGGGCUGCAGGGUUGUGUGCUUAUAACUAUACGAAAUCUAUGAUGUCAUUAUAAUUUAGAUCCACCUCAGGUCUCCAGCUUUGCAUUUGGUUUGCUAACUUGCUAUAGGUACCUAAGUGGCUAGAUGUCAAGAUCAAGCUUCUUGGUUACAGCAGACAUUCUAACCUGGGUACCAGUCUUUUUAGCUAACAUUCCACUCCUUGCCACUCCUUGUCAUUGCCAAAGACGGGCUUUUCUGCCAUCUUCAAAUAUGAACAUUCUAUCAUUAAUGAGCUCGAGGAGAACAUAGGAGUUGUUCCUAAUUCGAUAACCCCCACCUCUCUCCUCCAAUCACAACGGUUAUCCUAAUAUUGGAACUCAAUUUUUUUCCCCUCCUCCACAGAACAUAAACUCAGCAAAAAAAAAUACAUCCUCUCACUAUCAAAUGCAUUUAUUUUCAGUAAACUUGUUGAAUCUUAUGUUCAUACAAAUAUUUACACAACUGAGACAUAAACUGAACAAGUUCCACAGACAUGUGACUAACAGAAAUGGAAUAAUGUGUCCCUGAACAAAAGGGAGGUCAAAAUUAAAAGCAACAAUCUGGUGUGGCCACCAGCUGCAGUAAGUACUACAGUGCAUCUCCUCCUCAUGGACUGCACCAGAUUUGCCUGUUCUUGCUGUGAGAUGUUACCCCCACUCUUCCACCAAGGCACCUGCGAGGUCCCGGACAUUUCUGGGGGGAAUGGCCCUAGCCCUUAAUCCACAGGUCCACCCUCCAUCCACAGGUCCCAGACGUGCUUGAUGGAGUUGAGAUCCGGGCUCUUCGCUGGCCAUAGCAGAACACUGACAUUCCUUCCUUGCAGGAAAUCACACACAGAACAAGCAGUAUGGCUGGUGGCAUUGUCAUGCUGGAGGGUCAUGUUAGGAUGAGCCUGCAGGAAGGGUACCAAAUGAGGGAGGUGGAUGUCUUCCCUGUAACACAGAGCAUUGAGAUUGCUUGCUAUGACAACAAGCUCAGAUGCUGUGACUCACCGCCCCAGACCAUGAUGGACCCUCCACCUCCAAAUCGAUCCCACUCCAGAGUACAGGCCUCGGUGUAACGCUCAUUCCUUCGAUAUGCGAAUCUGACCAUCACCCCUGGUGAGACAAAACUGUGACUCGUCAGUGAAGAGCACUUUUUGCCAGUUCUGUCUGGUUCAGUGACUGUGGGUUUGUGCCUAUUGGUGAUGUUUUUACUAGUGAUGUCUGGUGAGGUCCUGCCUUACAACAGCCCUACAAUCCCAGCCUCUCUUCGCCUAUUGUGCACAGUCUGAGCACUGAUGGAGGGAUUGUGUGUUCGGUGUAACUCGGGCAGUUGUUUCCAUCCUGUACCUGUCCCGCAGGUGUGAUGUUUGGAUGUACCGAACCUGUGCAGGUGUUGCACAUGAUCUGCCACUGCGAGGACGAUCAGCUGUCCGUCCUGUCUCCCUGUAGCGUUGUCUUAGGUGUCUUACUGUACAGACAUGGCAAUUUAUUGCCCUUUAUUGCCCACAUUUGCAGUCCUCAUGCCUCCUUGCAGCAUGCCUAAGGCACAUUCAUGCAGAUGAGCAGGGACCCUGGGCAUCUUUCUUUUGGUGUUUUUCAGAGUCAGUAGAAAGGCCUCUUUAGUGUCCUAAGUUUUCAUAACUGUGACCUUAAAACCCGCUACCUACGACAACAGCCGGUGAAAUUGCAGAUGUUCAAAAUACAAAAAUCGUAAUAUUAAACAUUCAUGAAAAUACAUAAUUUAAAAGCUUAACUUCUUGUUAAUCCAACCGCGUUGUCAGAUUUCAAAGGCUUUACGGCAAAAGCAUACCAUGCGAUCUAUCUGAGGACAGCGCCCCACACAAAAAUACUUUUUCAACCAGCACAUGCAUCACAAAAUCACAAAUAGCGGUUAAAUUAAUCACUUACCUUUGAAGAUCUUCCUCUGUUUGCAAUCCCAAGGGUCGCAGCUACACAAUGAAUGGUCAUUUUGUUCGCUAAAGUCCUUCUUUUAUAUCCAGAAAAGUCUGUUUAGUUGGCGCCAAUGAUCUCAGUAAUCCACUCUUUCAACAUGCAUACAAACAAAUCCACAAAGUUACCAGUAAAGUUCGUCCAAACAAGUCAAACGAUGUUUCUAAUUAGUCCUCAGGUACUCUAUCUAAAUAAACUAUAACUGAGUGUAGUAUGUUGAAUAGGGAAGAUGAGUAACAAAGUGCGCACACCUCAUGCACGUGCCAACAAGACCACUUUUCUAAUGAGAGAGUACUUGGAGUUCUUCAAACUACAAUCUUUUCACAAAACAACCCUGAAACCCAUCUAGUGGAAGCCAUAGGAACUGCAAUCUGAGUCCUAUCUAUUUGUAUAUCCCAUAGGCAACCAUAUGAAAUAACCUGUGACCUCAAAAAAAUAUAUAUAUUUCGGAUGGAUAGAUUUUCCUCAGGUUUUUGCCUGCGAUAUAAGUUCUGUUAUACUCAGACAUUAUUUUAACAGUUUUAGAAACUUCAGUGUUUUCUAUCCAAUGCUACCAAGUAUAUGCAUAUCCUAGCUUCUGGACCUGAGUAACAGGCAGUUUACUUUGGGCACGUCAGUCAUCCGAACAAUAACCAGCCUCCAAAACAGGUUAAUUGCCUACCGUCUGUAAGCAGUUCGUGUCUUAACGACCGUUCCACAGGUGCCGGUUCAUUAAUUGUUUAUGGUUCAUUGACCAAGCAUGGGAAGCAGUGUUCAAACCCUUUACAAUGAAGAUCUGUGAAGUUAAUUCAUAAAAAAUCGAAAUAUCUUUGGAAGACAGUGUCCUGAAAAAGGGAUGUUUCUCUUUUUGCUAGUUUUUUUGUAUCUGGUUGCUGAGCAACUUUUAAAAAAUUGUCCAAACGAAAUCAGUCUGUCAGAAGUUGCUAGUUCACGUCAAAAUUUUCUAAGUAAACCAAAACUUAAUUGCUUUGAUUUUAGAUGCAUUCAAGAUCCUUGUUGCCUAAAUUGUUUUGUGCGUCUCAAAAAAUCUAUUGUAUUUUUCAAAUAGUGCCCCUUGUGUGCACUUCCGGUAAUACAGUAUACCCCAGUAUGGUACAAAAAAGGUAUGAAAAUCUGGAUAGCACCCAACCCUAAAGGGGUGGGUUCUAAGCUACAUAUUUAAUUGUUUUAAGAUGGUCAAAGAAAGGCAGUGAAUAACAGUCCCCCCAAAAAUGUAAAGGAAGUUUGUUCAGAAGUUUCAAUCCUUUAUCUGAGAGAUGUAAGAAAGAUCAGGGAAUGUUUUAGUUUUUUUAUUACAUGUACUUAUUCUCUUAUUUUAGGCACUAAACUACAGUAUCUCCAUAUACUUCCAUUCCUUUAAAAAAUAUAUAUAUUUACUGAUACCGGGGACCUUCAGACGAGUCGUGAGGCUUGUGGGCAUCCUAAAACUGAACACCAUCGUGAGAGUCUCAGCUUUCCACAGAGGAGACAUAUUAGUGUGCAUCCAAAACCAAUGUUUUUGUGAGAAGACUGGUUUUACGGGAUGUGUAAUGGUCUGUCAAACACCGCUCUAACUCUGCCACCUUGCACCGCAGAUGCCGAAGUGUGAUAUCGGCGGAUGCUUAAACAGACUGCUUUUGAUGGGGAUUUUUGUAUUGUUAAUUAGAUUUCUGCAAGGAUGUUAAACAAACCAGAGUCAUAUUUAUAAAAUGCUUUUCGGCAAAAGCAUACCUAGCCCAGAACAUACCUAGCCCAGAACAUAGCCCAGUUGACAAAUUAUUACAAACAGUAACCAGACAAAUUAUUACAAACAGUAACCAGCCAAGCAGAAGUGUUACAAAACUCAGAAAUAGAGAUAAAAUUAAUCCCUUACCCUUUGAUCUUGGUGGUAAUCAGAAGACAUUCAUUUACUCAAUAAAUGUUCCUUUUGUUCAAUGAAGUCUCUUUAUAUCCAAAAACGCGAACAAAACUGAGGUUUUCUUCAGUAAUCCACAGGCUCAAACUCAGUCAAAACAAUCAAAAAAAAAAAAAUCCAAAUUGUAUCCGUAAAGUUCAUAGAAACAUGUCAAACGAUGUUUAUAUUCAAUCCUCAGGUUGUUUUCUAGCAUAAAUGAUUUAUAAUAUUUCCACCGGACAAUAACGUCUCCAAUAUAAAAGGUAAACAAGAAAUGCACAUGCGCCUGAAAAAAAUCUGCGUCACGUUAGGGUCCACUCGUUCAGACUGGUCUUACUCCCUCAUUUAUAAGAAUACAAGCCUGAAACGAUUUCUAAAGACUGUUGACAUCUAGUGGAAGGCAUAGGAACUGAAAAUGGAGUCCUAAGUCAAUGGAUACUGUAAUGGAAUUGAAUAGAAAUCUACAAAACAAAAAAACUACUAUUUUUCUCAGGUUUUCGCCUGCUAAAUCAGUUCUGUUAUAGUCAGACACUAUUUUAACAAUUUUGCAAACUAUAGUGUUUUCUAUCAAAAUCUACCAGUUAUAUGCAUAUCAUAUCUUCUGGGCCCGAGUAGCAGGCCGUUUAAUUUCAUCAUGCUUUUCAUCCAAAAUUCAGAAUGCUGCCCCCUACCCUAGAGAGGUUAAAUAAAUGCCUUUAAAUUAGAUUCCUUAUUCUUUCCCCCUUUGUGCGCUGGACUGAAGUAGUUGGCAGGGACACAUGGCCCCAUUCAAACAUUUAAACUUGUCUUUCUCCCAAGAUACGGUGCCUUCGGAAAGUAUUCAGACCCCUUGACUUUUUCCACAUUGUUAUGUUAAAGCCUCAUUCUGAAAUGGAUUAAAUACAUUUUUUUCUUGAAUCCACACAGUACUCCAUAAUGUUUGCACAUACAGAAGUAUAUUUCAAAUUGAGCUCAGGUGCUUCCUGUUUCAAUUGAGCAUCCUUGAGAUGUUUCUACAACUUGAUUGGAGUCCACCUGUGGUAAAUUCAAUUGAUUGGACAUGAUUUGGAAAGGCACACACCUGUCUAUAUAAGGUCCCACAGUUGACAGUGCAUUUCAGGGCAAAAACCAAGCCAUGAGGUCGAAGGAAUUGUCCGUAGGGCUCCGAGACAGGAUUGUCAAAGAAUUCUGCAGCAUUGGCUGUCCCCUGUGGCCUUCAUCAUUCUUAAAUUAAAGAUGUGUGCAACCACCAAGACUCUUCCUAGAGCUGGCUGCCUGGCCAAACUAAGCAAUCGGAGGAGAAGGGCCUUGGUCAGGGAUGUGACCAAGAACCUGACAGAGCUCCAGAGUUCCUCUGUGGAGAUGGUUGCCCUUCUGGAAGGUUCUCCCAUCUUUGCCACACUCCACCAAUCAGGUCUUUAUGGUAGAGUAGCCAGACAGAAGCCACUCAUCAGUAAAAUGCACAUGACUGCACACUUGGAGUUUGUCAAAAGGCACCUAAAGGACUCUUGACAAUGAGAAACAAGAUUCUCUGGUUUUGAUGAAACCAAGAUUGAACUCUUUGGCCUGAAAUGCCAAGUGUUUCGUCUGGAGGAAACAUUGGCACCAUCCCCAGGGUAAAGCAUGGUGGUGGUGCCAGCAUUGUGCUGUGUGGAUGUUUUUCAGCGGCAGGAACUGGGGUCUCGUCAGGCUUGAGGGAAAGACCACGCAGGAGUGGCUUCGGAACAAGUCUCAAUGUACUUGAGUGGCCCAGCAAGAGCCCGGACUUGAACCCGAUCGAAGAUCUCUGGAGAGACCUGAAAGUAGCUGUGCAGCGCUCCCCAUCCAACCUGACCGUGCUUGAGAGGAUCGGCAGAGAAGAAUGGGAGAAACUCCCCAAAUACAGGUGUGCCAAGCUUGAAGCGUCAUACCCAAUAAGAAUUGGCUGUAAUUGCUGCCAAAGGUGUUUUUGUUUUGUCGUUUUUACGGUGUGUGUGUGUGUGUGUGUGUGUGUGUGUGUGUGUGUGUGUGUGUGUGUGUGUGUGUGUGUGUGUGUGUGUGUGUGUGUGUGUGUGUGUGUGUGUGUGUGUGUGUGUGUACAGUUGAAGUCGGAAGUUUACAUACACUUAGGUUGGAGUCAUUAAAACUAGUUUUUCAACCACUCCACACAUUUCUUGUUAACAAACUAUAGUUUUGGCAAGUCGGUUAGGACAUCUAAUUUGUGCAUGACACAAUUUUUCCAACAACUGUUUACAGACAGAUUAUUUCACUUAGAAUUCACUGUCUCACAAUUCCAGUGGGUCAGAAGUUUACAUACAUUAAGUUGACAGUGCCUUUAGACAGCUUGGAAAAUUCCAGAAAAUUAUGGCAUGGCUUUAGAAGCUUCCGAUAGGCUAAUUGACGCCAUUUGAGUCAAUUGGAGGUGUACCUGUGGAUGUAUUUCAACGCCUAUCUUAAAACUCAGUGCCUCUUUUUUUGACAUGGGAAAAAGAAAUCUGCCAAGACCUCAGAAAGAAUUUGUGGACCUCCACAAGUGUGGUUCAUCCUUGGCAGCAAUUUCCAAACGCUUGAAGGUACCACGUUCAUCUGUACAAACAGUAGUACGCAAGUAUAAACACCAUGGGACCAUGGGACAAAGCCAUCAUACCGCUCAGGAAGGAGACACAUUCUGUCUCCUAGAGAUGAAUGUACUUUGGUGCGGAAAGUGCAAAUCAAUCCCAGAACAGCAGCAAAGGACCUUGUGAAGAUACAGGUGGAAACGGGUACAAAAGUGUCUAUAUCCACAGUAAAACAAGUCCUAUAUCGAACUAACCUGAAAGGCCGCUCAGCAAGGAAGAAGCCACUGCUCUAGAACCGCCAUAAAAAAGCCAGACUACGGUUUGCAACUGCACAUGGGGACAAAGAUCAUACUUUUUGGAGAAAUGUCUUCUGGUCUUAUGAAACAAAAAUAGAUCUGUUUCUAGGGAAGGCUUGCAAGCCAAAGAAAAACAUCCAGCACAGGGGUGGCAGCAUCAUGUUGUGGGGGUGCUUUGCUGCAGGAGGGACUGGUUCAAUUCACAAAAUAGAUGGCAACAUGAUUAGGGAAAAUUAUGUGGAUAUAUUGAAGCAAAAUCUCAUGACAUCAGUCAGGAAGUUUGGUUGCAAAUGGGUCUUCCAAAUGGACAAUUUUCCCAAGCAUACUUCCAAAGGCUUCGAAAUGGCUUAAGGAGAACAAAGUCAAGGUAUUGGAGUGGCCAUCACAAAGCCCUGACCUCAAUCCUGUAGAAAAUGUGUAUGUUAACUUUUGACCCACUGAGAAUAAAUAAAAGCUGAAAAAAAUAAUUCUCUACUAUUUAUUCUGACAUUUCACAUUCUUAAAGUGGUGAUCCUAACUGACCUAAGACAGGGAAUUUUUACUAGGAUUAAAAUGCCAGGAAUUGUGAAAAACUGAGUUUAAAUAUAUUUGGCUAAGGUGUAUGUAAACUUCCGACUUCAACUGUAUGUAUGCAUGCAUGCAUGUAUGGGGGGAUUUAAUCAAUUUUAGAAUUGGGCUGCAACAUAAGAUGUGGAUAAAGUCAAAGGGUAUGAAUACUUUCUGAAUUCACUGUAGAUUCUUGUAAUGGCUCACUAACACCAGCCAUCCAUUCCCGCUUACAUUCACAUGCCUUUUGCCACUCAAGUGCCUUGAUUACGCUCCCAUAUGCACUCAUUUCAUCGGUCUUUCUCUCUCACACCACAAACAGAAUACAAGCACAAUUUAAGCUGAAUCAAAACAAUGGUUUAUUCAGAGAUAAUUAUGCAAGUAGAAAGUUCGGUGUGCACUCCUAGGGAAUCUUGUUCCUGUUCGAGAUGUUGUUCAAUAACCAAGGCUCAAACUCUGACUGACAUCAUCUAGAAUGUGAGUACUUUUAAUAUAAACAUCGCAGCUUUUACUUAGAUGCAAUGUGAUUGUUUUCCUGUCACAGUAAUCAAUUGUGUGGAGAAGAUAAGAUAUAAAUCCGAUGUAAAACCGCAUAGGUAACUAGACUAGGCCCAUUGUAAAAACUGUGGAUGUAAAAACUGUGGCCUACAAUUAGGUUGCUAUAGCACAGGACAAGAAUUUACCUAUAUAUAUAUAUAUAUAUAAACAAUCUCAGACCAGUACAGGAGCAGUCCAUGAAAAAGAAAGUUACAGUAGUGUCCAAUUACUGAGCUUGUGCUGCAUUUUAUUCCCUAUAAAGUGCACUUCUUUUGACCAGGGCCCAUAAAGUAGUGAACUAUAUGGAAUAGGCACAUGUCUGCAGCUAUGGAAAGAACUGGUGGAAUUUACCAUCUGAUCAGUCGUAUGCAUCCAAUUUCUGAAAGAUGCACAGGGUAUUGUUGGCGAUUACGAUUCGUUUUUAAUUUUUUUACCUUUUAUUUAAGCAAGGAGUCAUGCUGAAACCAUGGUCUCUUUCCAAGAUGAGCCCUGAAUGCACACAUCAGUAAACACUACAUAUCUAAUAUAUACUGAACAAAAAUACAAAAGCAACAAUUUCAAAGAUUUUUCUGCAUUAGUUCAUAUAAGGAAAUCAGUCAAUUGAAAUACAUUUAUUAGGCCCUAAUCUAUGGCUACAGAAAAUGUAUCCGUUGGUCACAGAUACCUUAAAAAAUGUAGAGGCAUGGAUCAGAAAACCAGUCUGUCGUGCUGCAUGAGGCAAAUGGUGGUCCCAUCUCCUUUUCAUAGUUGAUCAGGCUGUUGAUUUUGGCCUGUGGAAUGUUAUCCCACUCCUCUUCAAGUUGCUGGAUAUUGGCAGGAACUGGAACACGCUGUCAUACACAUUGAUCCAGAGCAUCCCAAACAUGUUAAAUGGGUGUCUGGUGAGUAUGCAGUCCAUGGAAGAACUGGGACAUUUUCAGCUUCAAAGAAUUGUGUACUGAUUUUUGUGACAUGGGGCUGUGCAUUAUAAUGCUGAAACAUGAGUUGGUGGCGGUGGAUGAGUGGCACGACAAUGGGCCUCGGGAUCUAGUAACGUUAUCUCUGUAUUCAUAUUGCUAUUGAUAAAAUGCAAUUGUGUUCGUUGUCUGUAGCUUAUGCAUGCGCAUACCAUAACCCCACCACCAUGGGGCACUCUGUUCACAACGUUGUCAUCAGCAAACUGCUCGCUCACACGACGCCAUACACGUGGUCUGCGGUUGUGAGGGCGGUUGGACGUACUGGCAAAUUCUCUAAAACUACAUUUGAGGCAAAUUAUGGUAGUGAAAUUAACAUUGAAUUCUCUGUUGGACAUUCCUGCAGUCAGCAUGCCAAUUGUGCGCUCCCUCAACUUGACAGCUGUGGUGUUGUGACACAUCUGCACAUUUUAGUGGCCUUUUAGUGGCCUUUUACCACAAGGUGUGUAAUGAUCAUGCUAUUUAAUCAGCUUCUUGAUAUGUCACACCUGUCAGGUGGUUAGAUUAUUUUGUCAAAGGAGAAAUGCUCACUAACGGAUGUAAACAGAUUUGUGUAUAAAAAAAGAGAAAUAAGCUUUUUGUGCGUUUGGAACAUUUCUGGGAUCUUUAUUUCAGAUCAUGAAACAUGGGACCAACACUUAACAUGUUGCAUUUCAUAUUUUCAGUAUACAUAUCAAUUACACUAUUACUUGAAAAGCAAACACAAAAUAAUACGAAAAUAAAUAUCAAAUGAAACAAACUCGAUCUUCUGCCUGAAUUGCCCUAGAGGCAAUAUUGCAGUUUACUUUGUGCAAAACAACAUGGUUUAACAUAUUUUUAAGACCUGCUUUUUCUUUCUCAAUGUAAGGGUCCCUUAAGUCAUCUUUUUUGUUUUUUAGGUAGACGUUUCAUGUUGGUAAGACUGGCCUAGUUUUGUGGGUAUGUCUUUAGGGUAAGAGUCUAAUUAGAAUCGAUAUCCUAAGUGUGUUUUUUUUUCAUCUCCAUAAUGGCAAUUUUAAAGUUUAAAUGUAUUAAUUGUUGGUAUUUACUGUGCAGCCCAAUGGUGCAUGCCAAGCCCAAAAUGUAUUUUGACUAAAAACGAGGUAACAAACCAUGCUUUUAUUUUCAAAUCUUCAGAGCUCUUGAGUGUGCUGUUCCUCACUCUGGCUCUGAUACAUAUGAGCUGAGAACUUGGCAGACCUCUCAUUUGUUAUCUCUGCUAUUCAUUAGGACCCUGGUGUUUUUUAAUUUAAUUUUAUUACAUUUCAGACAGUUUUGUUAUUGUGCAAGGCUGAGGGACUAAUCUCAUGUGGCGUGGGUUUGCUCACAUCAGAAUUAUAUAUGAAAGCGAAUUGUAGCAUCUUCAAACUGGCAGCUGUGAUAUUUUCUUUGUCCCGCAAAAAUGUUCGAUGCGGAUAAAAGCAGAUGCAUUAUUUUUUUUGCUUUUAAAUUAUUUUUGGAAAUGUUUGCUGAGGAGGGAGGGGGGCAGUGCUUUGGGGCACUAGGUUUGUGUGGGUUUGCGAGCCACAUUGUCUUCAAUAUGAGGUGCUGAGGCAUCUUGAAUAUUUUCUUUACUCUGGUACUUAAAGUGGAACUGAGAUUUUCAGCAACAUGAAACCUUAUUAAUCUGUUCAUAUACACCCCCAGGAAGAAUAUUUAAUAUUUUCUGACGAUCGAGCACUUAGAUAUGGACAUUUUCAUUAAUUCAUAGAAUGUUUAGUAAGGCAUUUGUCAAAAUUCUAUAGCAGUUUAGAGUGGGAAAGCGGCCAAGCGUUGGCUAGCCGUUCAGUGAAAAAGAAAUACCUGCCUGUCAACUUUUCAUUGCGUACUGCCAGUAGACUUAAAUGGUUCUUCACCAACAUCUUCAGUGUUUUAACCAAAUCAUGUCUCAUUUGCUUUACAGACAAAUCUUAUGUUUUUGAGAAAGUAAAUAAGUUUAAUACUAACAUAUGAAUAAUUUAGGUAAAAAGUUGGAUAUUAAAUGUGUGGUGUCGCACAGUCUAAUUGUACAAUAUACAAUGUGUCCCACAAUUUAAAAAAUAAAUAAAUAUAGAAAUACACAAUCGUGGACAAAAGUUGAAUGACACAAAUAUAAAUUUUCGCAGUCUGCUGCCUCAGUUUCUAUGAUGGCAAUUUGCAUAUACUCCAGAAUGUUAUGAAGAGUGAUCAAAUGAAUUGCCAUUAAUUGCUAAGUCCCUGUUUGCCAUGCAAAUGACCUGAAUCCCCAAAAAACAUUUCCGCUGUAUUUCAGCCUGCCACAAAAGGACCAGCUGACAUGUCAAAAAACCAACAACUGAAAGCAAAAUGUAUAGAACUGUAAACAAAAAUAAGACAUCAAAAGCAAAACCCAUACACUUGUAAGCAAAUAAUUUUAAAGCGCAAGCAAAACUCUGACAAAAUAUUUGAAUUCCCUGUCGAUCAACAUUCGGCGGUGUUGGUAACUGGUUCGCCAUACACCUGCGCCGGACGUUGUGCAACAGGUAAUUCAUAUGUUUACUUAAGUAGUUAGUUUGUCAUUAAAUGUAUUAGAUAUACAUGCUUCUAAUAGCCGUACGUUAUUGACCCGUGACUGACAAUUUUGAAGUAUGUUAGCAAAAAUCCUAAAACGAGGUGACGUCAGACUUAAGUAUGCAAUAGAAAAAAAGCGGCAAGAGCGUAGGCAAAAUCUAUUCAAUAGGAUUGGUGGCUUAGAAAGUUUUUAACCAAAAAAGAUUUUUGCAUUCGUUUUCAAAUAUUUUUUAAAUAAUUUGUUUGUUUUGUUCUCGCUUUAAAAUUAUUUUGGGUUUUUGCUUUUGAUGUCAUUUUGUUUACAAUUCUAUACAUUUUGCUUUCAAUUGUUGGGUUUUUGAUUUCAACAUCCAUUAUUUCAUCCCGUCCUCGAAUAUAUAGCGUUUACGUUCUCAACUUUAUUUUACAUGUUCACAAUUGGUUUUAUUUUGAAUUCAAUACAUAUGGUGUGACAUUGUCCCCAUAGUGGCAUGCCUGUACACCUUCCCUCCACUGUGAACUGUAAACGGGACAAACGAAAGCAGCGAAAUGUAAGUUGAAUUGACCGACGUGAGCCCACGAGGCUGUAAUUUCAUAAAGUAGACUCAACUGUUGACUGAUUUUAUACUCUUGUGUGUCCUAUUCGGCUGGCGGACCUUGUGUUUGGAACGUGCGCUAGCCAACAUUAUUACUGGUGCAGCAGGGUAGCCUAGUGGUUAGAGCGUUGGACUAGUAACCGGAAGGUUGCAAGUUCAAAUCCCCGAGCUGACAAGGUACAAAUCUGUCGUUCUGCCCCUGAACCCACUGUUCCUAGGCUGUCAUUGAAAAUAAGAAUUUGUUCUUAACUGACUUGCCUAGUUAAAUAAAGGUAAAUUACUGACUUGUGAUCAUUGCCCCUGCAUGUUUUAUUGUAUUCUCAUUCUUAGUUGCAGUCGUCCGUUUUUGUUCAAAAUAUUGAGUCAUUGAAACUGAAACGGUGCAUCCUGAGUGGGUUGUGGCAGCCAGCAAUGUACCAGGCCAGCUGUGAUUGACAACCUAAUAGGAAUCUUUUUUUUAUUGGGGAAUUAUAUUAAUCAUGCAUGGAACUGCAUUCAUCUAUUCUUUCAACAACCAAUAAUGCCUUAUUGUAAGUCAUGGAGUUAAGUCAAAUAGUACCUCUUAUAAAGUUGGUUUUGAAGCAUAAACAGGGAUUUUGUUUUAUUUUGACUGAUUUAUAUGAAUGUUUGUUUCAUGUCUGCAAAGUAGUUAAAAUGCUGUCAGUUCCACUUUAAGAACUCCAGCACGACAGUGGACCAACCAAUAGGGUUUGCAACAGAUCUGACAGUCAACACAUUUGUAAUUUCUCCCAAAUUACAAAGAAAGUAUAAUAUUUUGAUCAUGUUUUUUUUUAAUGGAGAGUGCUACCCCAGCUCAGUCAUACUGGUUAGCUAGGUCAAUCUUUUUACGAGGUGGUUGGUAAUCAUUUUGAGGAAAUUGGUUUGUAAAUUAUUCAUAGUUCACACAAGUCGUUUACAAAAACAGUAUGAAUUUGCUUCAUUGGUAGAGUUGAAAUAUAUCCUUUUUUUAUACUGACUUACAGGAUUUAUAUUGAACCUAAACCAAAAAAAUAAUAAUUUAAUGUUUUUGUGUGCUUUGCGUGAGUGACUGUCAGUAAGGGUUUUAUAUGUGCGUGUGUAUUGUAGAGAGAAGGGUGGUGUGUGAGAGACGAGGUUGGUUGGUGUGUUUGAGAAUAAGUUAGUGUCCCGUCACAUUUGUUUGUUGGUGUGGAUGUGAUUGCCUGUGUGUCUGAAUAUGAAUGACUGUAAGAUUGUUUGGGUGGGUGUACAAUUGGCUGAAUGUGAAUGUCUGUAUGCAACUGUGUUUCUGUCUGCUUGUUUGUCAGUGAUUGUGAGAUUGACAUACAAGGUCUUUUAAUACCCUUAUUUCUGUUUUCCUGGCCUGUUUUCUGACAGAAUAACACUCGCCUAUAUAGUGUAAACCCCAAACUUGCCCAAGGCAGAGUUUGCUUCAGAUUCCCCUAACCUAAUGUUCUUUCCAAUCAAUUGGCACAAAGGGGGCUAGAAAAUGGGCAAUGUUAGGUGUUGAGACCGAGUAUUUGGUCUGUCAGUGGGUAAAUGUCUUUGUAUGUCAAUGUCUAGUCCUGUGUAUGCUCUUGACCAUUGAGUCAAGUUGUGACCGUGUGAAUGAGUACAAAUGGGGGAGGGAGGGUUCAAUUGUUUAAAUUCAAGAUGUUUGGAAAGGGUAAUCAUGUUCAUACUCUUUAAGAACACGAGUAAGAACUAGCCAAUAAGACCUAUGGCGGGGAAUGGUGGAAGGGGUUUGGGGUACAAUGCAAUAAAGGCAACAAAUGAUGGUAUUGCAGCAUUGGUUUUGGAGAAAAUAAACUAGUAAAGAAUUCUGAAACCACAAUAUCCCUGAUCCCCAAAUUGCAAUACAGCUAAUUGACAGUGACGCCUCAUGUAUCUCCAGUUGCACCAAUUCUGAAUUGGAUGUAUAGCUGUGUUGUGCUUUUCUAAUGCAGAGUCAUGUUACAUGCCGAGACUGCAUUCAAUAAACUGUGAGACUUGAUUUGUAUUCUCUUCCUGGAACCUGGAUAGGAACGACUGGUCCUGAAAUUCUAAUUUGCUUGCUGAAAUUCACACCCUUAAUUGACCCAUUUGUAACUGCAAAAUUACUUGUUUGGUAAAAAUGUUCACAACACCUUGAAUGACGAGUAAAACAUUUUCUGUAGACAUUUUCAGGGGGAGAAGCCAUUUUGGAAUUCAGUUGUCCUGUUUUUUUCUGCAGUUCUUGUAUGUGGGAAUGUACACCUUGGUGGCUAUAACUUUUUCUUUCUCAUUUGUUCUUUUCAAACCUGUUCAGUCCCAGGAGUGAGAAUUGCAGAAUCAGUUUUAACACUGACACUUUGACCAGGUAGUUUUCUGAUGUCUUACAAAUCAGACGAGUAGUCAGCCACGAUAUUGAAACAUGUACGGUUGUUCUCCUGAUGAUAAAGUCGAUGGGUAAAGUGGCAUCAUUGAUUCACUUACAAUGCACCCCCCCAGUCUCCCUAGAAUCAUAAGCAAUACAAGAAGCGUAUUUUAAAUGUUUAUACUUCUAUCACUCUGUCCUAAACUGUAGUUUAAUGACAUUGGAAUUAAUGCAGGGGGUUAUAAAACAUAAUAAAAAUGAAUUUGAAUUCAAA